Molecule: messenger RNA, 2062 nt
Organism: Leguminivora glycinivorella
Lineage: Eukaryota; Metazoa; Arthropoda; Insecta; Lepidoptera; Tortricidae
Gene: Syx7
Product: syntaxin-7
Exons: 9
Coding region: 111-905 (264 amino acids)
Biological process (GO): vesicle-mediated transport; intracellular protein transport; vesicle fusion
Cellular component (GO): endomembrane system; synaptic vesicle; membrane
Molecular function (GO): SNAP receptor activity; SNARE binding
Source: RefSeq, a predicted model, not a curated record
GAAAAAAGGAUUGGUCGUGUCAGUGAGCGAUAAUUAAUUUUAAUUUAUCAAUUAGUUGUGAUUUGUGUUGUAUACGUCAUUUGGUAAUCGCAUCUCAUUAAAUCAGUAGGAUGGAUGCUUCAUAUCAAGGCGGCGUGACGUACGAAGACAGGGGCGAGAGCUUCCAGCAGUUGUCUUCGACGAUAGCCAGUAAUAUAAAGAAAAUAUCACAAAAUGUAUCCUCAAUGUCCAAGAUGGUCAACCAGCUGCAGACUCCCCAAGACUCCCAGGAGCUCCGCAAUCAACUGCGCCAGAUCCAGAACUACACCCAGAAGAUGGCCAAAGACACGUCCUCGAUGAUCAUGGAGCUGAUGAAGAUGCCAGUGGAGCAGCCGGCGGGCAAGCUGACGAGGGAGAGGCUCAGCGACGAGUACAUGGCCACACUCAACGCGUUCCAGGCGACACAAAAAUCUGCUGCGGCGAAGACGAAAGAGGAUGUGCGAAAAGUGAAGGCCCAGAGUGCCACGAUCAACAUCGGGGAUCCAUUUGGCAUGUCUGGGCGCAGCAACGACUUGGUAGAAAUGGACGACAAAAACUCGCGCCGGCAGGAGCAGAUGACGAUGCAGACCGAACAGGACCUGAGACAGCUAGAAGAGCGCGAGCGAGACAUCAGGCAGCUUGAGAGCGACAUUUUAGAUGUGAACCAAAUAUUCAAAGAGCUGGGCACCAUGAUCCACGACCAGGGCCAAGUGGUUGAUUCCAUCGAGUCGAGCGUCGAGUUCACGGCGCAUAACGUCGAAGCCGCCACGGCCGAGCUCCGACAGGCCUCCAAUUAUAAGAAUAAGCUGCGAAAGAAGAAAGUAUACAUCACGAUAGUCGUCAUAGUGAUCGUCUCAAUUAUUCUAAUAAUCAUAUUUAACCAUUAACAUCCUUUUGAUAACCUAAUAUUGUUAAUGAUUUAAAUAAGGAAAUUAUAUUAUUGUGUUAAAAUUAUUUGAUAACGCAUUCUCUAAUAUUGGCUAUGGUCGUGUAUUAUGAGUUCACAAAUUCUCAGCAGGUUCAUUGUCGGUUGCCAUGGAUACUCACAGGAAAAAAAUCGACCUUAUAAUUGACAAUCUAGUAACCUGUUGCUAAGUUCACACUAAGUUGAUUUAUUUCACUGUAAUAUUGUGUCAUAGAGAUAUGGCUGUCUGCGGAAGAUAUACUUUUUUUUAACGACCAAGUCAGUAGAUAUCAAACGACCGCGCGGCUAGAAUGCUGUAAGGUACAAGGGGGCAUUUCGUCUGGCGGGUAAUUUCGACUAAUCAAAAUGAUUUCCAUGUUUAAAGGUGCGACCACACCGCUGCUUAAGAAACGGUGACGGUACGGUACGGCACGACGUGCCCCAUACAAAAGUCACUGCGUUUCCGUACCGUCUGCGUAUUUUGAGCAGCGGUGUGGGAAGCAUGCGGUAAACACGGUACGGAUACAAUGCGUCACCGCGAUUCCGUACUGUCACCGUUUUUUAAGCAGCGGUGUGGUCGCACCUUAACACUAUGAAUUUGAAGAUCUAAAUUGCCUCCCUGUAGCUUGCAUUUUACACAUUAACUGCUGUGCUUGCAACUAUAGAACUUUUAAUUUCCUUAUCGGAAUGCAAUAAGAUUGAUUUUAGACUGAAGCCGCGCACGUCUAUUCACGGCUUUGACGGCCAAAGAGUUAAAAAUAUUUAACAGCAGGAUCUCCUUGAGUAUUUUAUUGUUAAGCUGCGAUAGGAUCGCAUUCAGCAUUCCGGAUUAAUAUAAGUGUUUUGUAUUUUACGAAAAGGGACCUUUUGAGCUUACAAUUAGAUCCCUUUUCCUAUACGGCAUACGAUUUUUAACCUUUAAAUGCAUGACCUUGACAAAGAUUUAUUCAAAUUUGAAUUUUGACAUGCUGUCACUAUGCAUUUAAGGGUGAUAGCGGUUUCUAGUGUUCUUAGGAGGUGUAAAAUAAAGUAAUAAUUAUUUUUCAGUACAGAUGUUGUUUUUUUUACGCACUAGUGCGAGAAGUGGUUUAUUAUAUGCCAAGUCGAAACUUCGGAGGCUCAUCUGUACUGAAAAACGUC